AUGGGUUGUGAAAUGAAGAGUGAGAGUGAAGACACGCAGCAACAAAUUAUCAGAGAAACUUUCCAUUUAGUAUCGAAACGUGAUGAAAAUGUCUGUAAUUUUCUAGAAGGAGGACUAUUAAUAGGUGGAUCCGAUAACAAACUAAUUUAUCGACACUAUGCCACCUUGUAUUUUGUCUUCUGUGUGGAUUCCUCAGAAAGUGAGCUUGGUAUUUUAGACCUCAUACAAGUAUUUGUGGAAACACUUGACAAAUGUUUUGAAAAUGUCUGUGAGCUGGAUUUAAUCUUCCAUGUAGACAAGGUCCAUAAUAUAUUGGCUGAAAUGGUCAUGGGUGGAAUGGUUCUGGAGACCAAUAUGAAUGAAAUUGUCACUCAGAUUGAUGCUCAAAAUAAACUGGAGAAAUCUGAGGCUGGUUUAGCAGGAGCUCCAGCCCGGGCUGUUUCAGCUGUAAAGAAUAUGAAUCUGCCAGAGAUCCCAAGAAAUAUUAAUAUUGGUGACAUCAGUAUAAAAGUACCAAACCUGCCCACUUUUAAAUAACAUGGCUACUCCAGGUAAUACCAAGGAAGAAAUGUACUAGAGAUUUACUGCAUAAUUGUUUACUAAAUAAACAUGUCUAACUUUUACUGUUCUGAUAACACUCAAGGUACUGCAUAGACAUAACCUGAAAAAUCAGUGUGUGGAGUUGAAUGUUGCUUUUGUCUUGUUUGUGAAAUUAAAGGAAAGGGGUAGUUCCCACGUGAUUUCUAAAUUACAUUCCUAUGCCCUUGCAAGGCAUAUCACUGUGUCUCAGCUGCUGCAGUAUUUUGGGGAAGUAUUGAAGAUAUUCUUUACUUUGUAUAAACUAUAAUGCUGAGGUUUUUUGUAUAUUCACCAAAGUCUAUAAUUAGUGUGUUCUUUACUUCUGUUUGUCAUGAUUAUUUAAUACUUAAGUGCAGAUGUUGCAUGAAAACAUUUAACUCAUGUUUUGUUUAAAUAAAAUCAUAACAAACUGGACUUCGAAACACCUGUUUUUUGAAGUCUACUGUUUGCAAUAAACCAUGUUAUUUCCUAA
This is a messenger RNA of Cyanistes caeruleus (blue tit), 1051 nucleotides long. Lineage: Eukaryota; Metazoa; Chordata; Aves; Passeriformes; Paridae. The record is from RefSeq and is a predicted model, not a curated record.